Chaetomium strumarium is the source of this 1735-nucleotide messenger RNA. RefSeq names its product P-loop containing nucleoside triphosphate hydrolase protein. The coding region runs from base 55 to 1548 and encodes 497 amino acids. Gene Ontology annotation, molecular function: ATP binding; nucleic acid binding; RNA helicase activity. NCBI's taxonomy places the organism in Eukaryota, Fungi, Ascomycota, Sordariomycetes, Sordariales, Chaetomiaceae. The record is from RefSeq and is a predicted model, not a curated record. The transcript is spliced from 5 exons.
AUCAAAAUCAGUUCGCAUCGUCCGGAUCAAAUCGAGCCGCUCACAGAGGCUGCAAUGUCGACAAAACGAAGGAAGGUUUCCCACGAAGAUGGGGUGCUAAAAGGCGCCCCGGUUUCAGCCCCCAAGACAGCCCCCAAGACCAAAUCAAAGCAUCAGCCCGCAACGGCAACGAAGCCGAAUGACCCAACUCCAUCAUCCGGCUCCGACGCCGAGUCUGCCACUAUAGACGAUGCUUCGAGGCAGGGAAACGGUGAUUCUGCGCCGAAGUCCUUUAGGGAUUUGGGAAUCGUUGAUUCACUCUGUGAGGCUUGCGAGAGCCUCGGUUACAAGAGACCAACCCCGAUUCAGGAGCAGUCAAUCCCACUGGCCCUGCAAGAUCGUGACAUUAUCGGUAUCGCGGAAACCGGUAGCGGAAAAACUGCUGCCUUUGCCCUUCCCAUCCUCCAAGCCCUCCUCGACAAACCGCAGCCCCUGUUCGCCCUGGUGCUGGCGCCUACAAGAGAAUUGGCAGCACAGAUUGCACAGGCUUUCGAGGCGCUCGGCUCUCUGAUUUCGCUCCGAUGCGCUCUGAUCUUGGGUGGUCUGGACAUGGUGCAGCAGGCCAUUGCGCUUGGAAAGAAGCCCCACGUGGUGGUUGCGACGCCCGGGCGGCUUUUGGACCACUUGGAAAAGACGAAGGGCUUCAGUUUACGUAACCUCCGCUACCUGGUCAUGGAUGAAGCUGAUCGCCUCCUCGACAUGGACUUCGGCCCAAUUCUCGAAAAGAUCCUCAAGUUCCUCCCCAGGGAAAGGAGAACAUUCCUCUUCUCGGCCACUAUGUCCAGCAAAGUCGAGAGUUUGCAACGAGCCAGUCUACGCGACCCGCUGAAAGUCACCAUCUCCUCCUCUAAAUACCAGACCGUCUCUACCCUCGUCCAAAACUACCUCUUCAUCCCACACAUGCACAAGGACACCUACUUGAUCUACCUCUGUAACGAAUUCGCCGGCCAAACCAUCAUCAUCUUCACGCGCACCGUCCUUGAAACCCAGAGAAUCGCGAUCCUGCUCCGCACACUCGGCAUGAGCGCCAUCCCGCUGCACGGCGGCCUCUCCCAGGCCGCUCGUCUCGGCGCCCUGAAUAAGUUCCGUGCCGGCUCUCGCGAGAUUCUCGUUGCCACAGACGUCGCCGCUCGCGGUCUCGAUAUACCGAAUGUCGACUGCGUCCUCAACUUCGACCUGCCACAGGACUCUAAAACCUACGUGCACCGCGUGGGGCGUACCGCUCGUGCUGGCAAGUCGGGGCAUGCUAUCAGCUUUGUGACGCAGUAUGACCUCGAGAUUUGGCUACGGAUAGAAGCAGCGCUGGGCACCAAGCUCACCGAGUACGCGUUGGAGAAAGACGAGGUCAUGGUUUUCAAGCCGCGGGUCGAGGAGGCACAACGGCAUGCCAAGAACGAGAUGAAGCAGUUGAUGGAAGACAAGAAGGGAUCGUUGAUGAAACGGGGCAAGGGGAAGAAGAGGGGACCUCCCGGAUCGAGCAGGGACGACAUGGAUGCUGAGGAGGGUUAAGUAAUCCACAUCAUUCUGUGGACUUGGGGAAAUGAGUGCUGGAAUCGUUCAUCUGGAUCAUGGAUUAUGGAGUUAGGUACCGUAGGUAGUCGUUGACUAUGGAGUUAGGCAGUGGUGUGGCGCGUUAAAAUUGUUUACUCGCGUUGACUUGCAGGAUGCGAGAAAAUCUGAGGAGAAAUUGACCGUG